Molecule: messenger RNA, 4267 nt
Organism: Quercus robur (English oak)
Lineage: Eukaryota; Viridiplantae; Streptophyta; Magnoliopsida; Fagales; Fagaceae
Exons: 1
Coding region: 202-4032 (1276 amino acids)
Biological process (GO): spliceosomal complex assembly
Cellular component (GO): U12-type spliceosomal complex; U2-type prespliceosome; catalytic step 2 spliceosome
Molecular function (GO): mRNA binding
Source: RefSeq, a predicted model, not a curated record
AAAAAAGAAAUUUACAGACGGUUUCUAGUCUCUCUUCUCUAGAGUUUAGACCGACCUAGGGUUACGUACGGUUUCUUUCUUCCAAAUCCAAAAUCCAAUUCGAAAUCCCAACAAACACAAUAACCUCACUACCUCAGUCUCUAAAACCCUAAUUUUCUUCAUUCUCUCGCUUAGCCCUAGCUUUCAUCUCAGUCCAAAGAAAUGGACCCAGAGAUCGCCAAGACUCAGGAGGAGCGGAGGAAAAUGGAGCAGCAAUUAGCCUCCAUGAAUUCCCUCACCUUCGACACCGAUCUCUACGGCGGAAACGACCGCGACUCCUACGUCACCUCCAUCCCCGUCAACGAGGACGAGGACAACCUCGAUUCCCUCAUGGACAACGAGGUCGCUCGCAAAUUGGCCUCCUAUACUGCUCCCAAAUCCCUCCUCAAAGAGAUGCCCAGGGGUUCCGACGAGAACGACGACGUUUCGGGCUUCAAGAAGCCACAGCGAAUCAUCGACCGCGAGGACGAUUAUCGGAAGCGGAGAUUGAAUCGCGUCAUCUCGCCGGAGAGACACGACGCUUUCGCCGCCGGCGAGAAGACUCCGGACCCUUUGGUUAGGACUUACGCCGAUGUCAUGAGAGAGGAGGCGUUGAAGAGAGAGAAGGAGGAGACUUUGAAACUCAUCGCUAAGAAGAAGAAGCAGCAGCAAGAGGAAGAGGAAACCGCCCCCGAAAAGCCGCCUGCGGAUUCUUCUGCGGCGGCGGCGGCGGCGCCCAAGAGAAGGAACCGGUGGGACCAAUCGCAGGAUGAUGGCGGUGCCGGUGCUGCUAAGAAGGCCAAGACUGCAUCUACGUCGGAUUGGGACUUGCCGGAUACCACUCCCGGGCGGUGGGAUGCGACGCCGACUCCCGGGAGAUUAGGCGAUGCUACGCCGUCUGCUUCCGUGGGGAGGAGGAAUAGGUGGGAUGAGACUCCGACGCCGGGGAGAGUGGUGGAUUCGGAUGCAACACCGGCUGCAGGCGGUGUUACCCCGGGGGCAACACCGGCAGGUAUGACUUGGGAUGCCACACCAAAGCUAUCGGGUCUUGCCACGCCGACGCCAAAAAAGCAGAGGUCGAGGUGGGAUGAAACGCCUGCUACUAUGGGCAGUGCAACCCCAAUGGCUGGGGCUACGCCGGCUGCAGUUACGCCCGGUGUUACUCCGGUUGGCGGGCUUGAUCUUGCAACCCCGACUCCCGGGGCAAUUAAUUUGCGUGGAGCAAUCACGCCGGAGCAGUAUAAUUUGUUGAGGUGGGAGAAGGAUAUUGAGGACAGGAAUAGGCCGUUGACAGAUGAGGAGUUGGAUGCAAUGUUUCCGCAAGAUGGGUAUAAGAUUUUGGACCCGCCGGCAUCCUAUGUGCCAAUUAGGACUCCGGCGAGGAAGCUGCUUGCUACACCAACCCCGAUGGGGACUCCUCUGUAUGCCAUUCCGGAGGAGAAUCGUGGGCAGCAGUUUGAUGUGCCCAAGGAAGCGCCUGGUGGGUUGCCAUUCAUGAAGCCUGAGGAUUACCAGUACUUUGGGGCAUUGUUGAAUGAGGAGGAGGAAGAGAAAAUGACUUCUGACGAGCUGAAAGAGAGGAAGAUUAUGAAGCUUCUGCUUAAGGUUAAGAAUGGGACACCACCGCAGAGAAAAACGGCAUUGAGGCAGCUUACCGAUAAGGCAAGAGAGUUUGGGGCUGGCCCGUUGUUUAACCGGAUUCUGCCAUUGCUUAUGCAGCCCACUUUGGAGGACCAGGAGAGGCAUCUUUUGGUGAAGGUUAUUGACAGAGUGCUUUACAAACUUGAUGAAUUGGUACGCCCUUAUGUUCAUAAGAUUCUUGUUGUGAUUGAGCCUUUAUUAAUUGAUGAGGAUUACUAUGCGCGUGUCGAGGGUAGAGAGAUUAUUUCUAAUCUUAGUAAAGCUGCUGGUUUGGCUACUAUGAUUGCUGCUAUGCGCCCGGAUAUUGAUAAUAUAGAUGAAUAUGUUAGGAACACCACUGCAAGAGCUUUCAGUGUGGUUGCUUCUGCUCUUGGGAUUCCUGCUCUCUUGCCCUUCUUGAAGGCUGUCUGUCAAAGUAAGAAAUCGUGGCAAGCUAGGCACACUGGGAUUAAGAUUGUUCAGCAGAUUGCCAUUUUGAUUGGUUGUGCCGUGCUUCCUCAUCUGAGGUCCCUCGUGGAAAUCAUAGAGCAUGGUUUGCUUGAUGAGAAUCAGAAGGUGAGGACAAUCACUGCGUUGUCUUUGGCUGCUCUUGCUGAGGCUGCUGCCCCAUAUGGUAUUGAGAGCUUUGACUCGGUGUUGAAGCCUUUGUGGAAGGGGAUCAGGUCUCACCGUGGGAAAGUGUUGGCUGCAUUCUUGAAGGCAAUUGGUUUUAUUAUUCCGCUUAUGGAUGCGCUGUAUGCAAGUUACUAUACUAAGGAGGUGAUGGUCAUUCUGAUUCGUGAGUUCCAGUCACCAGAUGAAGAAAUGAAGAAGAUUGUUCUGAAGGUGGUGAAGCAGUGUGUGAGUACAGAGGGUGUGGAGGCUGAUUACAUUCGCAGUGAUAUACUUCCUGAAUUCUUUAGGAAUUUCUGGGUCAGGAGGAUGGCUUUGGAUAGGAGAAACUAUAGGCAACUUGUGGACACAACGGUGGAGAUUGCAAAUAAAACUGGUGUUGCCGAUAUAGUAGGGAGAAUUGUUGAGGAUCUUAAAGAUGAGAGUGAACCUUACAGACGAAUGGUUAUGGAAACCAUAGAAAAAGUGGUUACAAACUUGGGUGCAUCUGAUAUUGAUGCUCGGUUAGAGGAGCUUCUUAUUGAUGGAAUCCUUUACGCCUUCCAAGAGCAGACCAGUGAUGAUGCCAAUGUUAUGCUUAAUGGGUUUGGUGCAGUUGUGAAUGCACUUGGGCAGAGAGUGAAGCCUUACCUACCCCAGAUUUGUGGUACCAUUAAAUGGCGGUUGAAUAACAAGAGUGCAAAGGUGAGACAGCAAGCAGCUGAUCUCAUUUCAAGGAUCGCUGUUGUCAUGAAGCAGUGUCAAGAGGAACAACUGAUGGGUCAUCUUGGUGUUGUCUUGUAUGAGUAUCUGGGAGAAGAAUAUCCUGAAGUUCUGGGAUCGAUUCUGGGAGCUCUGAAAGCAAUUGUCAAUGUUAUUGGUAUGACAAAGAUGACUCCUCCUAUAAAGGAUUUGCUUCCUAGAUUGACACCAAUUUUGAAGAAUAGGCAUGAGAAAGUCCAGGAGAACUGCAUUGACCUUGUUGGACGAAUUGCUGACCGCGGUGCUGAGUUUGUUCCGGCGAGGGAGUGGAUGAGGAUUUGCUUUGAGCUUCUUGAGAUGCUUAAAGCCCACAAGAAGGGUAUUCGGCGAGCCACGGUGAACACCUUCGGAUACAUUGCCAAAGCCAUUGGACCACAAGAUGUCCUGGCUACCCUGUUGAAUAAUCUCAAGGUGCAAGAGCGGCAGAACCGUGUGUGCACAACUGUGGCAAUUGCCAUAGUUGCAGAAACCUGCUCUCCCUUUACGGUGCUGCCAGCCUUGAUGAAUGAGUAUCGUGUACCAGAGCUUAAUGUGCAGAAUGGUGUCUUGAAAUCCCUCUCUUUUCUAUUUGAGUACAUUGGUGAAAUGGGAAAAGACUACAUCUAUGCUGUGACCCCAUUACUUGAAGAUGCCCUCAUGGAUAGGGAUUUGGUGCACAGGCAGACUGCAGCUUCUGCCGUCAAGCAUAUGGCUUUGGGGGUUGCUGGUUUGGGUUGUGAGGAUGCUUUAGUCCAUUUGCUGAACUACGUGUGGCCAAACAUAUUUGAGACUUCCCCUCACGUGAUUAAUGCUGUCAUGGAAGCCAUUGAAGGAAUGAGGGUGGCCUUGGGUGCUGCUGUUGUUCUAAAUUACUGCCUCCAAGGGCUAUUCCAUCCUGCCCGUAAGGUUAGGGAGGUCUACUGGAAGAUUUAUAACUCACUAUAUAUUGGAGCACAAGAUGCGCUUGUGGCGGCUUAUCCUACACUGGAGGACGAGCAGAACAACGUAUACAGUAGGCCUGAGUUAAUGAUGUUUGUCUAAAGUGCAGCUUCAUUGUACCUUAGAGAGCAGAUCACAUCGGGACCGAUGUUAUCAUGAUAGGCAAUUUACUUCUCCUGGCUGAUGUAGUUUCUUUAAAUCAUUAUGUUAAUUAAACUAUAUUGACUCUCUAUUAUGUCUCUGUGGGUACUUCCACCUCGUUUGCUUCUUAAAUUAUCUGUUAUGUAUGUAGGAGUAUUCCAACUAAUUGUUAUUGAUUCUCAUACUUCUCAUGUUA